Messenger RNA from Diospyros lotus (date-plum), 2051 nucleotides. Its product is annotated as cell division protein FtsZ homolog 2-1, chloroplastic-like. Gene Ontology annotation, molecular function: GTPase activity; GTP binding. The coding region runs from base 306 to 1736 and encodes 476 amino acids. Gene Ontology annotation, biological process: chloroplast fission. The transcript has 8 exons. Lineage: Eukaryota; Viridiplantae; Streptophyta; Magnoliopsida; Ericales; Ebenaceae. The record is from RefSeq and is a predicted model, not a curated record. Gene Ontology annotation, cellular component: chloroplast; cytoplasm.
UUCCCAAAGAGACAAAGCUUGGGACUUUGAAAUGUCAAAUGUGGACUAGUCGUCGAUAUACUCUUUCCCGAGACCAAAACAGUAGCAUGUGAAGAGUGAAGUGUUGCGAUUCUACAGCAAACUCACCAAAAGAGGAAAGCAACCCCCAAACUCAUUCCUCUUCUCUUCUCUUCGGAUGAUCCGGGCAUUGCUCUUUGGUACUAGAAGAAAUAUUUGAGUGCAAUUUUGGCAAAUAGUCAAUUAUGUUUCUCAGUCUCUUAUAAAUAGUAAGGUUACCUUAGUUUGGACGUUUUUAGUUUGCUGCAAUGGCUACGUGUUUGUCACCUUAUUUUACACCUCCUGAUACUCGAAGUGCAACUGGGGUUCUAACUGUUCAUGGAGGGAGACUUUCUGUGGAUGGACAAUAUGGAAGAGCAAGCUUUUUGAAGGUGUUUGAUGACAAGAAUGGGAUCUUAGGUUCUAUCCGAACCCAAAAGAAUACUUUUUACUCUUCUCGGUUUAAAUGCUCGGCUGAUUCCCACAGUGUCAGCCAAUAUCGUAGUAAGGAUCCAUUUCUGGAUCUGCAUCCCGAAAUUUCAAUGCUUAGAGGUGAGGGGAUUAACAUGGUGACUAAUCAAAGAGAUGAUGAUCCAAGUGCAAGUGUCGCUGAAAGCUUGAGAGAUUCAUCGAGUGUGAGUAACUGCAAUGAAGCCAAGGUCAAAGUAAUUGGUGUUGGAGGUGGUGGAUCAAAUGCGGUUAAUCGCAUGAUAGAAAGUGCAAUGAAGGGCGUCGAGUUUUGGAUUGUUAAUACAGAUGCUCAGUCCAUGAGGAUGUCGCCUGCACUUCCAAGGCAUCGGUUGCAAAUAGGUCAACAACUUACCAGAGGACUUGGUGCUGGUGGGAACCCAGAUAUUGGAAUGAAUGCUGCCAAGGAAAGCAAAGAAUCAAUAGAAGAGGCAGUUUUUGGUGCAGACAUGGUCUUUGUGACUGCUGGAAUGGGUGGAGGAACUGGCACUGGAGGGGCACCUGUAAUUGCGGGAAUUGCAAAAUCAAUGGGUAUCUUAACUGUCAGUAUCGUCACAACUCCUUUUUCAUUUGAAGGACGAAGGAGGACAGUUCAAGCCCAAGAAGGGAUUGCAGCUCUGAGGGAAAAUGUUGACACACUAAUUGUCAUUCCAAACGAUAAGUUAUUGACUGCAGUUUCCCCUUCUACCCCAGUAACAGAAGCAUUUAUCCUGGCUGAUGAUAUUCUUCAGCAAGGUGUUCGUGGUAUAUCUGAUAUAAUUACGAUCCCAGGGCUGGUGAACGUGGAUUUUGCUGAUGUGAGAGCUAUUAUGGCAAAUGCAGGUUCUUCACUAAUGGGAAUUGGAACUGCAACUGGGAAAACUAGAGCAAGAGAUGCUGCACUAAAUGCCAUCCAAUCACCCUUGUUAGAUAUUGGCAUAGAGAGGGCUACUGGAAUUGUGUGGAAUAUCACUGGUGGUAGCGAUUUAACUUUGUUCGAGGUUAAUGCUGCAGCAGAGGUUAUCUAUGAUCUUGUGGAUCCGAGUGCCAACUUAAUAUUUGGUGCGGUAUUAGAUCCAACUCUCAGUGGUCAGGUCAGUAUCACUCUAAUUGCCACUGGAUUCAAACGCCAAGAAGAAAGCGAUGGGAGCCCCCUACAGGCCAGUCAGCUAGCACAGGGGGUCAUCGCGGGUUCAGUUGAGAUCCCUGAGUUCCUGAGGAAGAAAGGCCACUCGCGCUAUCCAAGAGCUUAAAUCUACUCUCAUACUUGCCCCCUAUGUACCUCUUCCAAUCUCAGCUUCUUGAUUUCAAUUUUUCUGGAACCUAGGCAUAUUCUUGUGGGUAGAUAAGUUUCCAUUUUGCUAUCAAAUGACUUUAGCUCCCGGGGAACAUACUGCAUACUACAUACUGCAUACUGCUUCUUCCCCUAAUAAAACACAGUUUGUUUUUAGGUUCCAACUUUGAGUUUUCUGUUUUCGUUUUCAUUUGGUAUUUGGAAACAAAAUUACACAACUGCUUGCUUCUUUUCUUGUUUGGUUUUUAAUUUCAUGGGGGUUACCUUCAUCUGC